CCCUAAGUAUCACACAAAAAACAUCACAAACCAAAAACUAAACCAUACAAGAAAAACAUGAAGAUCCUCUCGCUUUCACUUCUCUUUCUCUUGGCCGCUACGGUCUCCCAGGGCCGGUCUUCGACAUCCGUUCCAGGGAUCAUCGAGCUCCUCAAAUCGGAAACCAUCUUUGCGAACGAAGCCGAGAUCUUAGAAAAAGAGCAGCUUUCCAUCAACUACCACAACUGCAGAAGCUGGCAUCUUGGUGUUGAGACCUCUAACAUCAUAAACUUCGACACGGUGCCGAAAAAUUGCAAAGAAUACGUUAAAGACUACUUGGUCACUUCCAAACAGUACCAAUACGACUCGAAAACUGUGUGCAAAGAGGCUUAUUUCUACGCAAAAGGACUUGCCCUAAAGAACGACACCGUUAAUGUUUGGAUCUUUGACCUAGACGACACCCUCCUCUCUAGUAUCCCCUAUUACGCCCAACAUGGAUACGGGACUGAGAAGGUAAAUGGAGGGGAUUACUGGACGUGGUUAGGCACCGGAGCAUCAACUCCCGGACUCCCAGAGACCUUACAUCUUUACCAAAACAUCAUAGAACUCGGGAUUGAACCCAUCAUCCUCAGUGACCGAUGGAAGUUGUAUUCAGACGUCACUCUCGCGAAUCUCAAGGCUGCUGGCGUGAGCAACUGGAAGCAUCUCAUAUUCAAGCCAAACAACUCGAAGUUGAGGCAAGUGGUGUACAAGUCAAAGGUGAGGAAUAGCCUUGUGAAGAAAGGAUACAACAUUGUUGGCAAUAUUGGAGACCAAUGGGCUGAUUUGGUUGAGGAUACCCCUGGGAGGACUUUCAAGCUCCCUAACCCACUCUACUACGUGCCUUCUUAAGCAUCUAUGAACAUGUCUUUCAGUAUUUGUCCCCAUGCACCUACUUCGUAUCUACGUCUUUUCGUUUAUGUUUGUAGCCGUUUGCCGCUGCUAAAAUAAAAUGUCUCCAUCCUAUCCUAUCACAACUCAAUAAAUAGUACGAUUAUGAAAUGAUUUCACUUUUU
This is a messenger RNA of Camelina sativa (false flax), 1034 nucleotides long. Its product is annotated as vegetative storage protein 2. The record is from RefSeq and is a predicted model, not a curated record. Gene Ontology annotation, molecular function: acid phosphatase activity. Lineage: Eukaryota; Viridiplantae; Streptophyta; Magnoliopsida; Brassicales; Brassicaceae.